AUAAAAUCCACCUCAUCAAUUAACCUAGAGGCUUUAAUUUUUUUCUUCCAAUCAUCCCAGCUUUGAAAUCCCCCCUUUCCCCAAUCAUUUUCUGAAAUUUCUUCAAUGUAUUGAAUCAAAUGAGAAUCAGCUACCAUUUGAUAGGUGUGAUAAAACAGAAGCUGGUAACAUCGUACUCAUCGUUUCAGAUCUGCUUGGGAGCAAGAAACUGCAACAGUAACUUUCCCUAUCACUGAUCCGUUUGCCACCUAGGCGUUUUAAAUGUUCUAAUACACAGAUGGACUCAAUUAGCAAUGAUUUAGCGAUUUCAUGUACCUCUCAAACACACUUGCAAAAUGAUGUAUUCUUUACUCCUCCGCUUACAAUUUGAUGUACUAAACGGACACUUUUCUCCCAAAAAAUCAGAACUAAAAAAUAUACGCAGUACAACUCCUUUAGUCCGCUUCAGACUUCAUCGAGUGCAACAAGGAUUUGCCGAUUAGGAGGAAGACCCUGGCCACACCGCUCAUCUCCUAGUCUGCUCUUCCAUUCACUCCUCUGUCAAAGAUUUCACGGAUUCAUCAAAGGAGAGGUCAUAGACAGUAGGACAUGCGUAUGAAUGGGUCAGGCCUACUCUUAGUGACCGGCUUAUUUAUGGGGCGUUUAGUUCAUUAAUAUGGGGCUAACGUGCAAAAUUUGUAUAUCACAAGGGGCUUUGGUGUAUUAAACCCAAAUUAUGUUGAAACGACCUCUAUAUAUUGCAUAUGAAUAGUCAAAGUAAAGAAACUUUUCCCAACAUUUAUGGAAUUUCCCGUUGAGAACUAUUAUAUGCCAUGUGCUUCACAUGAUUUACUUUGGAAGCGGACAAUUUGAGGCAGCUGGUCCCCUUUUUAUUUUACAGAUAAAGAUGAUUUCCUUGUUUGGAGGUCUACGUAAGCUCACCUUAUCCCAACAGAUCAUAAGCCUCCAGCCAAGGCUUCAUUGUGGAACUUCCUCACUGUGGUGCUCCGUUCUACCCCUCACUCCUUUUCCUUUUCCCUAUAGUUAUUCGUUGGCGGGGAACCUUUGUAAUGUCUUGCAAAGUGAUGUGAAAGAUGUAGCCUCAGCAAGAAUCAUUGGUGAAGUGAUGGAGCUGGUGUCCGAUCUAAAGAGGAAGAAUGUUAUGCCAAGGAUGGUAGAGCAGGAGGAUUCGUGGAAGAAAAUUAUGGCGUUCUUGAAUGCAAUUCCCAAUCCGUUACUACCGGUGCUGGAAACAAUUAAUGAUAGAGUUGCUGUAUCUAAUUUGAUUGAUAUUAAAUGUUUUUAUGCUGAUAUGGUGAUGCGACAAUUCGAAGAGAUUUCACUUUUGCAGUUGGAGGAAUACGAGAAGGACUUGGACGAAUGGUUGAAUGGAGAGGAAGAGGAGGAACGUGAACUGGGUUGGGGAGAGGAAGGGGAAUGGAAUAUUCCUGCUGCAUAUCUGUUCCAGGAGUUUGAGGCGCAUGAAGGGUGCAACUGUCCAGCCCACAACCCUCGUGCUAGACCCCAAGUCCCAUUUUCGAUGCUGAGACAAUUGAAAGACAUGAACCCUAUGUUAGAAGUGUUCAGCAUUCAUAUAGAAGGUGAUUGCAGGGCUGCACACCAGCAGCAGCUGCAAGGCCGUCGUGCACCAUUCAGCAAAAAUAUUUGUGGUUUCGUUGAAAUUAAUGGGACGGCCCUUCCACAAACACACAAGUUGUUUGAGGUGAAGUUUGAUGAUAAGAAUCAUGAUAAUGAAGAAGACAACAUAAUUUCUUCUUCUUCCCAGUCUCCUCCUCCGACCUGUGUUGCUACUGCUGAUGGAGGAUUGUCACUUUUGCUUACUAUCCCGCCUGAAGGUCUGGCAGUUGAGUAUGGGAUUGAAGACAUCAAUUUUGACAUAUGCCUUGUGGAUAGAGAAAGCGGGAGGUCUGUCCUGGACCCAGAUGGUGAUUUCGAAGGCUCUGCAGCUGCUGCUGCUGCUAAGUUAAAUAACGAUGGAACAAAUGAAAUAAAAUCAGCUGAGGAUGUGCUCAAUGAUUACCGCCGUACGAGCACCUCAAGAUAUCAGUAUAAUGGGAGAGACUUUCCGGUUUCCUCCAUUUAUUUUGCGUCUUGUUUCGAUUCUACAUUUCGUCGAACAAGGGUUUUAGUGUUGCCUGACAAUCACAAAGAGGAGGAAGAUGGGGCUUCAGCGCCUCACUUCAUAAAGACUCCUGUGACCAUUAACUGGAGCGUCUGCAAGCAUCCUCUGUGGGCUACCAUCAAUGUGCAGAUCCUUCAAUACCACACAGGUGGGAAUGGUUUCUUCAAGCUUUGCAGGUUUUUAACAUCUCCUGGGGGAGUUCAGUCCCCCCCACACAUUGUGCUUUUCCAUCAGGAUGGUGCUGAUAAUGGCAUAGAGUUCCCCCUCGAUGAUCAACUACAGUCAGUGCAUACGGCGGCCACCACCACCAUUCCUCUGCUGAGGCCAGGUGUUGUUGUGCCUUUCCUCUAUUCGCUCAGGCUUAAGAUGGAUCUAUUCCUUACCUUAUGUAGUAGUAGCGAUAGCGGUUUACAAUUACCCCACAACAAGUAUGGUAGCUCUGAACCUGCUACUGUGGUCGAGAUUGAUGAUGAAGUGAGGUUCAAUGCCAUCCCUGGGAGACCAAAGUGGAAGAAACUUCCAAUGAAUGGCGCUGCUGGAGGAGCAGAAAUCAAAGUGCAAGUCAAGUUUAUUUAUCAUCAUGACCAGAAGAUGAACAAGUUCUCAAAACCUGUGGCAUAUGCUUACUAUUAAUUUAUGUUCUUAUUAUUUAUUAAUAUUGUUAGCAGUUCAGUUAUUUACCUUGAUGUCCUUUGGCGCAGUGAGGUGUGUAUUUUGUAUUGAACUUGGAACCUUUGGUACUUUUUUCACUUCUGGUAUUUAGUUAAAUGAAUAUUAUUCUAUAAGUUUUUCAUAAUUAUUGUACUUCUGCCACAAGCUAGUUACAUUGGACAUUAAUGAUGCGGUUGGAAGCUAGAUGAUCACAAUAAUAUUGCACUAGAGAUGACUCAACUGAAUGCUUGAUCUUUUUGGGUUGCUCUGCGUGGGGAAAACCACCAUGCCGAACAAGUGAUCUGUUUUCUCUUGCUUUUUCGAUGUGAAGAUAACAAUAUUGGUCAACUUGGUCAGUUGGUCUAGUGGAAAAUGUUUUAUGACCUCUCCUGUUUGUAUAAUUCUAUGACUCUUCGGAGUAACUUUUUAAAUAUUAUUUUCAGCAUUGAUUAAUUUGAAGUUUCAUUUUGGUUCUAA
This is a messenger RNA of Cuscuta epithymum, 3250 nucleotides long. NCBI's taxonomy places the organism in Eukaryota, Viridiplantae, Streptophyta, Magnoliopsida, Solanales, Convolvulaceae. The record is from the annotation of a GenBank genome assembly.